AUGCAUGGAGGCCUUUCUCCUGAUUUGCAGAGUUUGGAUCAGAUUAGAAACUUACUACGCCCAACUGAUGUUCCAGAUACUGGUCUGCUCUGUGAUCUCCUCUGGUCAGAUCCUAGUAAAGAUGUUCAUGGUUGGGGGAUGAAUGACCGCGGUGUUUCAUAUACUUUUGGCCCUGACAAGGUGACAGAAUUCCUUCAGAAGCAUGAUUUGGAUCUUAUAUGCCGUGCUCACCAGGUUGUAGAGGAUGGGUACGAGUUCUUUGCAAACCGACAACUUGUAACUGUAUUUUCGGCACCAAAUUACUGUGGGGAGUUUGACAAUGCUGGUGCCAUGAUGAGUGUAGAUGAAACUUUGAUGUGCUCCUUCCAAAUAUUGAAACCUGCGGAGAAAAAGUCAAAGUUUAACUUUGGGGGUACGAAUACUGCUAAGCUUGGAAAUUCUGUCUCAGGGGUCAAUCUGUUUGGGAGUACAGCCACAGCUAAACCUGGAAACUUACCAGCUGGUGUUAAGGUAAAUAAACCGGAAUAAUUCAUGAAUAAAUGGUUAGUGUUCAGUUAAUAUUAAAAGGUCAUACUAUUAAGUUUCUAUUAUCUCCUAGAUAUGUUGUGAUAUGUGUGCUGCUUCAUCCGUUACCCAACUGCCUAAAUGAUAUUGUUUGGUUUGAGUGUAGGAUGUUAUAUUCGUGUUAACCAUCUUGUGCGUGGAUCUAUUAAUGCUGACAGGAUCGUAGAUCUCUCCUUAUGAGUAGUUCUUAUUCUGUAGCAGUGCUAUUUAAGCGGAAGGCACACCUGGGCGCAAAGUUCUCCUGGGACCUAGGUGCGAGGCGAGGCGAGGCGUGAACUUCAUUGAAACGAGGAACAUGGUGGAUAUAAUAUGUCAAAACUAUAAAGUAUGUCAUAAAUAUCACAGAAUGCAAUAAGUUUUAGAAAAUUUCAAGAAAAUCCAUUAUAUUUUCUUAAAACAAAGGCUAAAUUAGCAAGUAUUAAGAGCUUAUUGAACCAAAAAAGUAAAAGUUGAUUUUUCUAAAUUUGGACUAGAUUCACUAAAACAAAAGGAAAGAAAAAAUAUAUAUAUAUAUAUAUAUAUAUAUAUAUAGA
This is a messenger RNA of Ilex paraguariensis (yerba mate), 1097 nucleotides long. Lineage: Eukaryota; Viridiplantae; Streptophyta; Magnoliopsida; Aquifoliales; Aquifoliaceae. The record is from the annotation of a GenBank genome assembly.